Messenger RNA from Mollisia scopiformis, 1665 nucleotides. RefSeq lists its product as uncharacterized. Bases 1 to 1665 code for a protein of 554 amino acids. NCBI's taxonomy places the organism in Eukaryota, Fungi, Ascomycota, Leotiomycetes, Helotiales, Mollisiaceae. The record is from RefSeq and is a predicted model, not a curated record. The transcript has 2 exons.
AUGCUGGAACUUCCCACAGACUUUUACCAUAUGGUGUGCGAGGAGCUCGCGAAUAGACAAGAAUUCGGAACUCUGUUCAACUGCGCUUUAAGCGGCAAGAUUCUUGUUGGCCCUGCUCUAUUAUGGCUGUACAGCAGCGAAGGCAACGACAACGAUCUCACUCAAAAUGAUACCUUUCAAGGGCGGUUGGAUGCGCAGAAGAGGACGUUUCUCAAUUGGGCACUUCAAUGGAAGUCUAUCACUCGGUCAAGUCUUGGGAAUACCGCAUACCCAUACUGCCUAUGGAUCAGGUCCCUCGACCUCCGAAAUCUAUCAUAUCUGCUGGAAGAUAAUAUGUUCCGCGAAGCUCAAGAGUCCUUUUUCGCAGAAGAUAUGGCUGGCUUCCUCAAGGCGCCAGAAACUCCCAUGAAGUUAAAGGUUCGAGGAGCCAAAGCAAAGAAGCGUCUCGAUAUCCAAAGUGUACUCGAACUUAUUGGAGAAUCAAUAACAAGCUUCAUCAGCGAGGCCGCUAGCCAGAACAGAGCCACGGUAGCUGUUGAGGAUCUUUCGGGAGAUAUUCGUGCCACUGUUCUACCAAAGUGGGUUAGCCGUAUGUCCAAACUAAAGAGCAUGACUUUGUGGGAUGGAGGUGCCUUGAAUGCAGAUGUGGCCGAAGCGAUUACGAAAAGCUGUCAUAACUUCGACGACUUGACAUUUUACCUGUGUCUGGCGGAUACGGACAAUGAUCUAGCAGCUUUCUUCCGCGGUCUACGACAAAACUCCCUGCGUUCUUUUGCCGCCAUAAGUGCUGCAUCGGUCGGCCCUCAAAGCCUGCUGUCCCUGAAUCACCAUGCCCAGUCCUUGAAGAGACUAAAGCUCGAUGGUCUAAAACUGGAUGCAAUCAAGAAUUUAUCCUACCUCCAGGGCUGCGACAGACUUGAAAGUCUUGAAAUCUCAGACGCCGACGGAACAAUCAACUUAGAAGCAACAGAGAAUGAUGUAUAUCUCGAAGUGGUUGCCUGGUUAAGUAAAUGCACCAGUCUUCGCGAGCUCCUUGUCAGAAACUUUGUCAGUGGCCCAGUGAUUCUUACGGAAGUCUGCCUGUCAAACAACAUCCGACUUCAAAAGCUGCAAGUUGUUGGCUAUCCCAUGGUCGGUAAUCGCGACUUUCACAAAGCAUUAUCACAUCAGAGUAACCUCGAAUCCUUGGAGCUUCGAGCGGAUCCAGAAGGCGCCUUUCGUGAUGACAUUGAAGAUUUGAUAACCUCUAUCUCUCGCUUGAGCAAGCUCAAGUAUCUCAAUCUUCUAUCCACCUCCGACUAUUUCCGCACACAGGAGAUUCUGGCUUUGGUACCUCAACUGCAAAAUUUGGAAGAGUUAUGGUUUGGUGGUUACGAUGUUACAGAUGAUAUUUGGCACAGUAUGGCAAACUUGCACCAUCUACGUGCUCUCAACAUCCACGCUGUGACGUCCUUCACCUCCAGCGGUAUCCUUGCAUAUAUCUCAACUUUGCAAGAUACGAAUCAAGGCAUGUUACUUUCUGUGAUGGCACAGAGUCCAGAGCAUGGUCUUACGGAAGUCGAGGAGGUCACAAUCAGAUUGGGUAUUGCUGCCAGAAUAGAUGGCAGAUUCGAGUACACUUUGUACAGAGAAAUCGAUUCAGAUGCUGAGUCAUUCUCGGACUAA